UUGUUUUUUUUUGUUGCAGAAUUCAUAGCAACAGUUCUGCUCAUUUCCUUACAUGAUCUACAGCAUCUACAGACCUUAUUUUCUGCCAUGAAGUUGUUUAAAUUAGAGAGUCUAAAAUUCUUGUGGACUCUGAAGCCUCCUAACAGGACUUUCCAUGGACACCCCAGGCUGCUUGCCUCUGAUGUGCAUUCCCAGUAUGAGUCCAUCAGACGGGGCAAACAGGAAAUACCAAAGUACUUUAACUAUGCAAGUGAUGUACUGGACAAAUGGUCUGAGAUUGAAAAGGCUGGAAAGAGACCACCAAACCCUGCAUUUUGGUGGAUAAAUGGACAAGGAGAAGAAGUGAAGUGGAGCUUUGAAGAGCUGGGGUUCCUGUCUCGGAAAGUGGCCAAUGUGCUGACUAAAGAAUGUGGGCUGCAGAAGGGGGACAGACUUAUCGUGAUCCUACCACGAAUCCCAGAGUGGUGGCUGGUGAAUGUGGCUUGUAUGCGAGCAGGAAUUGUCUUAAUUCCAGGAGUAUCCCAGUUAUCAGCCAAAGACAUCCUAUAUCGACUCCAGGCAUCCAAGGCCACGUGCAUAAUUACCACUGACAAAGUGGCUCCUGCAGUGGACUCGGUGGCAUCUGAGUGUCAGUUUCUGAAAACCAAGCUAAUGGUGUCCAAGGACAGUAGGGAAGGGUGGCUGAACUUCACUGAGCUCUACAAAAACCAAGCUGCUGACCAUUCCUGUGUCAAAACAAGGAUUCAAGACCCGAUGAUUAUCUUCUUUACCAGUGGAACCACAGGUUCUCCUAAGAUGACUCAACAUUCCCAGGGUAGUCUUGGUUUCAGACCCCUUUUAAGUGAAAGGUACUGGUUAGAUUUGACACCUUCUGGCAUGAUAUGGAACACAGCAGACACAGGAUGGAUACUAACUUCAGUGGCAGCUGUUUAUGAUCCCUGGGUUUUCGGGUCAUGCAUCUUUAUACAUAACCUACCACGGAUUGACUCAGCAGUCAUCCUAAAUACUCUCUGCAGAUUCCCAAUUGACGUGAUGGUCGGUGCUCCAACAUUGUUCCGCAUGCUGGUGCAAAAUGAUCUCUCUAGCUACAAAUUCAUGAACCUGAAGUACUGUGUGAGUGGAGGGGAACCACUCAACCCAGAAGUCAUGGAGCAGUGGAAGAGCCAGACUGGGGUGGACAUCCAUGAAGUUUAUGGCCAAACUGAAAUGGGAAUAAUCUGCUCUGUUUUGAAAGGAAUGAAGAUUAAACCUGGAUCAAUGGGGAAGGCAGCUCCGGAUUAUGAUGUUCAGAUCGUAGACAAAAAUGCUAAUAUCCUUCCUCCAGGACAACAGGGAGAAAUUGCUGUCAGAAGCAAACCUAUAAGACCACUUGGUUUUUUCUCUGAAUAUGUAGAUAACCCUAAGAAAACUGCAGAAACUGAACGUGGGGAUUUUUAUGUCACUGGAGACAGAGGGACUAUGGAUGAAGACGGGUAUUUUCAGUUUAUUGGAAGAGAUGAUGACAUCAUCAUUUCUUCAGGGUAUCGCAUUGGGCCAUUUGAAGUAGAGAGUGCCCUGUUAGAGCACCCAGCUGUGGCAGAAUCAGCUGUUGUCAGCAGCCCAGAUCCCCUCAGAGGAGAGGUUGUGAAAGCAUUUGUGGUUCUGUCCCCAUCCUUUUCGUCCAGUGACCUGAAGAGCUUAACCCAGGACUUGCAGGACCAUGUGAAGAAAACCACUGCUCCAUAUAAAUACCCUAGAAAGGUGGAAUUUGUCCAAGAGCUGCCAAAGACAAUCACUGGGAAGAUCAAGAGGAAUGAAUUAAGAGACAAAGAGUGGGGACGGAUGUAGCAUUGUUAGGAAUUUAACAAAACUUCUUUCAUUCCAUUAGCACUAUAUAAAUUUCACUAAUAUAACUGCCCUCAUUCUGAUCGCUUUUUGUUAAAUACUUCAGCACCAAAAACUACAGAUGACACCAAGAUGUGAUAUU
Molecule: messenger RNA, 1966 nt
Organism: Neopelma chrysocephalum (saffron-crested tyrant-manakin)
Lineage: Eukaryota; Metazoa; Chordata; Aves; Passeriformes; Pipridae
Product: acyl-coenzyme A synthetase ACSM4, mitochondrial-like
Exons: 13
Coding region: 88-1827 (579 amino acids)
Biological process (GO): acyl-CoA metabolic process; fatty acid biosynthetic process
Cellular component (GO): mitochondrial matrix
Molecular function (GO): fatty-acyl-CoA synthase activity; fatty acid ligase activity
Source: RefSeq, a predicted model, not a curated record